CUCUCUGACCGUUGGAGCCAUUUAAAUCUGUUUACUUCGGUUUGGUGGUGAUCGGCGGCAGGUGUUCCGUCUCUUCUUUUUCUGCGAGUAUAAUUGUGGCUCGAAUUCGCAAUUAACAUAGCUGGGAAUAUUGUUGAUACAUUACGUUGGUACAGACGAAAAUGAAGAGAGGAAAACCAAGAAAUGAGAGAGCUAAAUCAACGAAUAGAGAGAGCACAAAUAAAGCUACCCAGACAAUAAAUAUUGACACGGUCGUUGAGAUCGCUAGGCUGCAGGAGCAAUUGCGACUGCUGCAACUUGAAAACGAUGUUCUCCGCCAACACAUGUCAACGUCAAACAAACGUGAUCAUGCUAGCAUAUACAUGCCACUCAGUGUUGAAACACAGGAGAUACCACAAGCUAAUGCUAAAGCAGUCACUUGUGGAUGUAAGGGUAAUUGCUCUACAAAGAGAUGUGGUUGUGUCAAAGAAAAUAAUAAAUGCACUGCAUCAUGUAAAUGCAGCGCUGCAACAUGUCAAAAUCAGGAACUGAAAGAUCAGAAUGAAGAGCUAGAUCAGGAAAACAAAGAAAAUAUCACUACGAAUGGCAUGGAGACUCCGAAAAAACGAGAGAAAGUGAUACAAAGUGAAGUCGUAGUGAAAAUGAAAACGAAGGGCAAGGAUUUAGCAAGUGAUAAGAUCACAAAUGAUGUGAAUGAACAAUUUGAUCCGAUGAAACCGAAACAUCAGUUAUCACGAACACCACCAACGAAAAACAGAACAUUUGUAAGUGAAGUGAGUUACUCCGAUGACAAACUAAAGUCUGAAUCACCGGAGUCAUCUCAAAUAUUGGUUUCAUCCUUCAACGUUAAAGCAAAUACCUCAGAUAUUGAGGCAGAAGUCGAUUGGGAGCAACACAGGGCGCAACUGGUCCCUUGCAAAAAAUGCAAAAGAACCUUCAUGCCACAUAGAAUCCAGAAACACGAAGCCUGUUGUAAGAAGAUCUAAGCACACAAUAUGCACGGAUUUAUUCGGUACGAUCUCAUCACGAACUUUUCCCGAAACAAUCGAUUAAUAAGAUAUCAUUAAAUUAAGAAGAUACUUUUCUUUACUUUAACUCAAUCAUACCUUUUUUUAGAGCAAUUAUCGUUACGUCUGCAAAUAGUUUCUCUAAUGUCCAUUUUUUAUAUCUCCUGCGACACAUUAUAUCUCUUUCUCGACGCGGAUUGACAUAUACGUGUUAGCAUAAUGUGUGAAAUCGUACGAAACUUUGUUAAAUCUUAAUCAUUUUAUAUAGUUACUCAUCUGAUGUACAUAAAAUGGUGUUCGUAAAGUAUAAGAGUUUUAUUAAAAUGACGAAUAAUAUUACAUGCUUCUGUGAGUAUUAUUGGCACAUCAUUUGAGAAAUGAAAAAUUGUGCCAAAUCACAAUAUAGGACGCAUAAUGUGUUACAAACAGAAAACUAUGCUAAACUUUCCCGAGGAUGUAUCAUGCUUAAAGUUGAAAUGAGAAAGCAGAAAUGAAGAGUGAUAUUGAAAUAUUGAUAUCGUGAUAUUAAGAUAUAGCAUCCAUAUAUUUUUAAAUAAUGGAUUAUACAUUUUUCUGUAAUUGUGUAUUGAUAUAUUUUUUUAUGUAAAUAGGACUAAGUUUAAUAUACUCUAAUAAAAUGAUACUUAUCUAUGAUUA
Dinoponera quadriceps is the source of this 1664-nucleotide messenger RNA. RefSeq lists its product as uncharacterized. NCBI's taxonomy places the organism in Eukaryota, Metazoa, Arthropoda, Insecta, Hymenoptera, Formicidae. The coding region runs from base 162 to 986 and encodes 274 amino acids. The transcript is spliced from 5 exons. The record is from RefSeq and is a predicted model, not a curated record.